Exophiala xenobiotica is the source of this 1454-nucleotide messenger RNA. RefSeq lists its product as uncharacterized. Gene Ontology annotation, cellular component: cytosol. The coding region runs from base 211 to 1335 and encodes 374 amino acids. Gene Ontology annotation, molecular function: S-(hydroxymethyl)glutathione dehydrogenase [NAD(P)+] activity; zinc ion binding. The record is from RefSeq and is a predicted model, not a curated record. NCBI's taxonomy places the organism in Eukaryota, Fungi, Ascomycota, Eurotiomycetes, Chaetothyriales, Herpotrichiellaceae. Gene Ontology annotation, biological process: formaldehyde catabolic process. The transcript is spliced from 3 exons.
AGAAGGUCUUAGGGUGUUUUGGAAAACAAAGCUUUCGCGAGAGAACAACAUCUGCUGCACCAUGUGGGAUAGAUAGGCUGGACGGAAUGCCUUUACAUAUCACGCCACUUGCUUGACCAUCCAACAGCACCGAGCUCUACUGAACAUCCAUUGACCAUUGAUACUCAAUCACGACGCGUCGCAUCCCUAAUUCACAUUACAUCGCUAAACAUGAUAACUGAAGCCCUGGUGGUGUCCAGCCCUGGAGCACCUUUCAAAUACCAAAAGGUCGAGCUCAACGAUGAUCUCCGACCGGAUGAAGUCGCCGUGCGCAUCAAAGCCACUGGUGUCUGUCACACCGACCUAAAUUUCUCCAAGGAGAAGACCAUGCCAGAACUAUUUCCUGCUGUACUAGGACAUGAGGGCGCCGGGAUUGUGGAGCGCGUUGGGUCAGAGGUCACCAAGGUCGCUCCCGGCGACCAUGUUAUUGUCUGCUAUACGAGUUGCGGCAAGUGUCAGUACUGCCAGCGCAAGGAGACCUCUUAUUGCGAUUUGUGGUUCCAAUACAACUUCGGCAUAGGCCGCCUAGACGGGUCGAAGACCUUUUCAUCCACGGCGGACGGGAAACGAAUCACUUCUCACUUUUUUGGACAAAGCAGUUUCGCGAAAAAUAUUCUCGUGUCAGAGAACGGCUUGGUCAAGGUCGACAAGCAUAUCCCCUUCGAGAAAUUGGCACCUCUGGGGUGUGGAGUGAUGACGGGUGCUGGAGCGAUGCUAAACGUCAUAAACCCAACAUCUGAGAUGACAGUCGUUGUUGUGGGAGUCGGGACGGUUGGACUAGCGGCUAUCAUGGCUUUGAAGCUGCUCGAACGACCUCCGAAAAAGGUGAUUGCUGUGGACAUAGUCGGCAGUCGUCUUGAGAUGGCCCGGGCAUAUGGGGCAACUCACGGAGUCAAUUCGAAAAUUCGGCCAGACCUCAUGAAGGUCUUGAUGGACAUCACUAACGGGCACGGGGUUGAUGGUUCAAUCGACACCACAGGUCGGCCCGCGGUGCUCAAAGAACUCAUCCACAGCGCUGCAAGAAAGGGGAAAGUCGUGUCGGUGGGCGUAGGAGACCUUUCGGCGGAAGCGUCGUACAACAUUUUCGAGAUGGUUAAUUCAGGGUGCAGCUACCACGGAUGCUGUGAGGGAGACUGCUAUCCUCAAGAGUUUCUACCCGAGUUGUUGACGGCACACCAGCUCGACAAGUUUCCUUAUGAUCAAAUGAUCAAGACUUACCCAGCGAAGGACAUUGCACAGGCCGCGGAUGACAUCCAUAGCGGCAAGACUGUCAAGGCAGUCUUAUUGUGGGAUUGACACCGCUGUGGACAUCGCGAAACGCCCUUGACGCUACCUAAGUACUUGCUCAGUCGUGCUCAGUAUAGCAAUCCUAGUCAGACGGCCGAGAUUUUCUGUGUAUAGGCGACAUAUUAUAG